UCCACAGCACAAGUUACACAAGCAAGGAUCAUUUUAUAAUCGGAGCAUUUCACAACUUUUACAUCAAUUCGCACGCUCAGCACAUGCGUCCGAGAAAGCAAUUAUGUAUUCUCCUUUGGCUGGUACUACAAUAAAAAUGGUCAACCUGAAAUCAUAGAAUAGAAUAGAUCAUCAUUGACGUCCACGCCUCACCUUCCAUUUAUGAGACAAAACGAUCAAAUUGCCUACAUUUGAGUCGACUGACAUCAGGAGUCGGAAGAACAUUUAUCGCUUUGGGCUGAAUUAACACGGAACUCCAAAGUAAAGUCAGUAUGUUUGCUUUGACAGUGUAAAUAUCAAUCGCGAGCAGAGAGAGCGAGCGCGUCGAUCUUGAACAACUACAGCGCGCGAAUUUUCUAACGUUGAAUUCUUCAAGUGGAGUAGGACACAGAAAGGAGUUUGUCGUCGCAAUGGAGUUGAAUUCAGUGCUUUUGACUGCGGGUGGCUCUAUUGGAUUUUUUAAACUUGUCAACUGUGGUGUCAGUAAACUCCAUACUCCUAAGACUGCUUGCAGAAACGCCUGGAAAUGGAGAAAUAUCUGCACAUCUUUCACCCACAGUCUGAUAACUGGGAUAUGGGCUGUACUAUGCUUUUUCGUACACCCACAGAUGGCCGAAGAUUUGAUAGGAACUCAUUCUGUGUUCUCGCACACGUUGGUUUCUGUAUCAAUUGGCUACUUCAUCUAUGACUUCCUUGAUAUGGUGCUCAACCAGAAGAUGAUCCUGUCAUGGGAGCUCCUAUUCCAUCACACAGUGGUGAUCAGCUGUUUCGGCAUCACCGUCCUGACCGGUCGCUACGUGGGCUUUGCUGUGGUGGCCCUCCUGGUUGAGAUCAACUCUGUGUUCCUCCACCUGCGGCAGAUCUUACGCAUGGCCAGCCUAGCAGAGGGCGACCUCUACCGCAUCAACAGCAUGGUCAACCUAGGUACCUAUGUGGUGUUCCGGAUCAACACCCUGGCCUGGAUGACCCGCUGGCUGGUCCUGAACCGGGACAACAUCCCCCUGUUCAGCUACACAGCGGGGAGUGUAGGGCUAGCCAUUAUGACUGCAAUGAAUAUAGUGCUCUUCUACCGCCUGCUGAGGUCUGACUUCCUCAAGAGUAGUACACCCACGCCCACGGAGUGUAAAGAGAGUAGAGGGCAAGGAGAGGGAAAGAAGGAGACGUAGGAAGGAAGGGAGGGAGGGAGAAGAGAUAAUGGCAGAGAUUGUAUAAUGGCAGAGAUGGAUGAGAUGUCCUUGAGUAUUCGAGAGGGUGAGCAGGAUGUAUGAACACACGUACGUACACACACAGAGAGAUACAUAAGACAUCUUGUAGCGAAGCCGGGAGCGCGAGGAUGUCAGUCACAUACAAACAAACACACACACAUAUAAAUACACACUUUGUGGCCAAUAGACCUUGCACCUUAUGCCUGUACUCUACUUAAGAGAUCUGACCAAAUACACUUCCCCAGCUCUUCUGUUUUGAGGUACAGGCGUUUACAAUUCACACACACAAGGUCCAUUGAAUGAUAGCCAAAAAGAAGUGACACAUCUAUGAAAUAAUGUGUGUGUAUAUAUGUGUACUGUGUGUGUGUGCAGGAUAAUGUGCUCUACUGUACCUUAGAAAGUUUGGGUUCUCACCCAAUCGGUCGUGUGUGUGUGUGUGUGUGUGUGUGUGUGUGUGUGUGUGUGUGUGUGUGUGUGUGUGUGUGUGUGUGUGUGUGUGUGUGUGUGUGUGUGUGUGUGUAUAGUCAAAAGUUUGGACACACCUACUCAUCCAAGGGUUUUUCUUUAUUUUUACUAUUUUCUACAUUGUAGAAUAAUAGUGAAAACAUCAAAAAUAUGAUAUAACAUGUAUGGAAUCAUAUAGUUAAAAAAAAGUGUAAAAUAUAUCAAAAUAUAUUUUAGAAUUUAAAGUAGCCACCUUUUGCCUUGAUGACAGCUUUGCACAUUCUUGGCAUUCUCUCAACCAGCUUCAUGAGGAAUGCUUUUCCAACAGUCUUGAAGGAGUUCCCACAUGUGGCGCACUUGUUGGCUGCUUUUCCUCAGCGGUCCAACUGAUCCCAAACCAUCUCAAUUGGGUUGAGGGUCGGGUGAUUGUGGAGGCCAGGACAUCUGAUGCAGCUCUCAAUCACUCUCCUUCUUGGUCAAAUAGCCCUUACACAGCCUGGAGGUGUGUUGGGUCAUUGUCCUGUUGAAAAACAAAUGAUAGUCCCACUAAGUGCAAACGAGAUGGGAUGGCGUAUCGCUGCAGAAUGCUGUGGUAGCCAUGCUGGUUCAGUGUGCCUUGAAUUCUAAAUAAAUCAUGACAGUGUCACCAGCAAAGCACCAUCACACCACCUCCUCCAUGCUUCACGGUGGGAACCACACAUGCGGAGAUCAUCCGUUCACCUAGUCUGCAUCUCAUAAAGCCACGGCAGUUGGAACCAAAAACCUCAAAUUUGGACUCAUCGGACCAAAGGACAGAUUUCCACCGCUCUAAUAUCAAUUGCUCGUGUUUCUUGGCCCAAGCAGGUCUCUUCUUAUUAUUGGUGUCCUUUAGUAAUGGUUUAUUUGCAGCAAUUCGAUCAUGGAGGCCUGAUUCACACAGUCUCCUCUGAACAGUUGAUGUUGAGAUGUGUCUGUUACUUGAACUCUGAAGCAUUGAUUUGGGCUGCAAUUUCUGAGGCUGGUAACUCUAAUGAACUUAUUCUCUGCAGUAGAGGUAACUCUGGGUCUUCCUUUCCUGUGGCGGUCCUCAUGAGAGCCAGUUUCAUCAUAGCGCCUGAUUGUUUUUGCGACUGCACUUGAAGAAACUUGAAAAGUUCCUAAAAUGAUCCGCAUUGACUGACCUUCAUGUCUUAAAGUAAUAAUGGACUGUCGUUUCUCUCUGCUUAUUUACAUUUACAUUUUAGUAGACGCUCUUAUCCAGAACGACUUACAGUGGAGUGCAUUCAUUUUUUAUUACAUUUUACAUACUGAGACAAGGAUAUCCCUACCGGCCAAACCCUCCCUAACCCGGGCGACGCUAUGCCAAUUGUGCGUCGCCCCACGGACCUCCCGGUUGCGGCCAGCUGCGACAGAGCCUGGGCGCGAACCCAGCCCAGCCUGGGCGCGAACCCAGAGACUCUGGUGGCGCAGCUAUGCAGUGCCCUAGACCACUGCCCCACCCGGGAGGCCUGCUUAUUUGAGGUGUUCUUGCCAUAAUAUUGACAUGGUCUUUUACCAAAUAGGGCUAUCUUCUGUAUACCAUCCCUACCUUGUCACAACACAACUGAUUGUCUGAAACGCAUUAAGAAGGAAAGAAAUUCCACAAAUUAACUUUUUAACAAGGCCCACCUGCAUUCCAGGUGACUACCUCAUGAAGCUGGUUGAGAAAAUGCCAAGAGUGUGCAAAGCUGUCAUCAAGGCAAAGGGUGGCUACUUUGAAGAAUCUCAAAUAUAAAAUAUAUAUUUGAUUUGUUUAAAUGUAUUUACAUUUUUAAAUCCCUCAUCAAUCUACACACAGUACCCCUUUAAUGACAAAGCAAAAACAGGUUUUUAGAUUUAUGUUUGAAAAUGUAUUUAAAAAAAAAAAUGAAAGACCUUAUUUUACGUAAGACCCUUUGCUAUGAGACUCAAUUGAACUCAGGUGCAUCCUGUUUCCAUUGAUCAUCCUUGAAAUGUUUCUACAACUUGAUUGGAGUCCACCUGUGGUAAAUUCAAUUGAUUGGACAUGAUUUGGAAUGGCACACCUGUCUAUAUAAGGUCCCAAAGUUGACAGUGCAUGUCAGAGCAAAAACCAAGCCAUGAGGUCGAAGGAAUUGUCACUCUGACAGUGACAAAUUUCCUUUGUGGAGAUGGGAGAACCUUCCAGAAGGACAACCAUCUCUGUAACACUCCACCAAUCAGGCCUUUAUGGUAGAGUGACCAGACGGAAGCCACUCUUCAGAAAAAGGCACAUGACAGCCCACUUGGAGUUUUCCAAAAGGCCCCUAAAGGACUUUGAUUCUCAUGAUUCUCUGGUCUGAUGAAACCAAGAUUGAACUCUUUGGACUGAAUGCCAAGCAUCAUGUCUGGAGGAAACCUGACACCAUCCCUACGGUGAAACAUGGUGGUGGCAGCAUCAUGCUGUGGGGAUUGAGGGAAAGAUGAAUGGAGAAAAGUACAGAGAUCAUUGAUGAAAACCUGCUCCAGAGCGCUCAGUACCUCAGACUGGGGCGAAGGUUCACCUUCCAACAGGACAACGACCCUAUGCACAAAGCUAAGACAAUGCAGGAGUGGUUUUGGGACAAGUCAAUGAAAGUCCUUGAGUGGCCCAGUCAGAGCCCGGACUUAAAACCGAUCGAACAUCUCUGGAAAGACCUGAAAAAAGAUGUGCAGUGACGCAUCAAACCUGACAGAGCUUGAGAGGAUCUACAGAAAAGAAUGGGAGAAACUCCGCAAAUACAGAUGUGCCAAGCUUGUAGCAUCAUACCCAAGAAGACUCAAGGCUGUAAUUGCUGCCAAAGGUUCUUAAAGUAUUGAGUCUUUGGUCUGAAUACUUAUGUAAAUGUGAUAUUUCCAUUUUUUUAUUUUUUUAUACAUUAACAAAAAUGUAUAAAUCUGUUUUUGCUUUGUCAUUGUGGGUUAUUGUGUGUAAAUUGAGGAGGGAAAAACAUAUUUAAUCAAUUUUAAAGUCUUACCCUUUAACGUAACAAAAUAUGGAAAAAGUCAAGGGGUCAGAAUACUUUCAGAAUGCACGUGUGUGUGUGUGUGAAAUGUCUUACAGGUUGAGGUGCAAAUCUCAUAACACUGAGAAAGAAAAAAUAUAUAAAUACUAUAGGGAAUCAUUGAAUCCAACACCUGUGUCUUCUUGAACAUGUUAUAAACAUGUUGAGUAAAACUAGCACUAGAGUCGAAGACGUUUAUUGGCCAAGCCUUAUGUAAACUAAACACCUGCUACCUCAGAAGACUGUAGCAACUGCAUCUGUUCGUAACAUGAGUAUUGCUAUCUAUUUUGUAAGGGUUCCCAUGAGGCGGCGCACAAUUGGCCCAGCGUUGUCUGGGUUAGGGGAGUGUUUGGCCGGCUGGUAUGUCCUUGUCCCAUCGCGCUCUAGCGACUCCUUGUGGCAGCCGGGCGCAUGCAAGCUGACUUCAGUAGCCAGCUGUACGGUGUUCCCUCCGACACAAUGGUGUGGCUGGCUUCUGGGUUAAGUGAGCAGUGUGUCAAGAAGCAGUGCAGCUUGGCUGGGUCGUGUUUCGGAGGAUGCAUGGCUCUCAACCUUCGCCUCUGCCGAGUCCGUACAGGAGUUACAGCGAUGGGAGAAGACUGUAACUAGCAAUUGGAUAUCACAAAUUUGGGGAGAAAAGGAGUAAAAAGCACCAAAAAUAAAACAAACAAAAACAACAACAAAAAAGGGGCGUGUUGGUAUUUCUCAAAACUGUUUCACAUACUCGUAGAUCGUGUUGUUUACCAAACAACAAGGUUCACUUCAGAUUGAGGUCGAGUUGAAUUUUGUGGAAAUUAAACUAAAACAACAUUGCCCUAAGAAACAGCAGCUAUGUUUGCUUUCUCUCCCUCACACACACACACAGGCACACAGGCAACGGCUGCUAUGUUAGUCCAUUUGGAGCUUGCUCAUUAAGUCGAGUGUACCUCUCAAUACUAGGUCCACACAGUCACCAUGACAACCGAGAGAGCCAGCUCUUCCCAUACACACCAGCUAAUGACAUCACUAAUGACAUACAGGCCAUUAGACUGGUAUCUGAUGACUGACAUGGUUGGUGGUCAUUGAAGUGUCAUUACAGAGUUGGCCUGAAGGAGGCAGAACACUCCUUAGAGGAAGGAUAUGGGACAGGUGAACUGAUCCUGGAUCUGUGCCUAAAAGUGCAACUUCUACCCAGAGCAGGGAUGGGCAACUCCAGUCCUCAGGAGCCUGAUUGCUGCUACACUUUUUUCCCCAGCUAACAUGCCUAACUCCAGUAAUCAACUAAUCAUGAUCUUCAGUUCAGAAUGCCAUUUGUUUAAUCAGCUGUGUUUGGUAGGGAUCGGGGAAAAAGUGUGACACCACUCCGGCCCCCGAAGACUGGAGUUGCCCAUUCCUGCUCUAGUUAGAAGUUGCCCAUUUAGGCACAGAUCCAAUAUCAGCUACCUGUCCCAUAUCCUAGAUCUGUGCAUAAAAGGGCAACCUCUACCUAGUAUCCAUCAUAACAUUACAGACCAUCGGUAAUAUUGCGCUGAAGUUUUUCUAACAAGAUGUAUUUCUAUGUUUUGUUCCAGUUUUUAUUUAAAUUUUUUUUUUUGUAUAUUUGUAAUUUAUUUGUACUCAAAAAAAGUUGUGGAUUUAAUUAUCAAGGAUGAAUAAAAUUAUAAAUAUGGUUAAUGAACACAGUUUGAAUAAUAUUGUAUAUCCCUUUAGAAUAAUUGUUGGUUAUAUUGGAGAUAUAUGGAUUGAUAGUGGUAUCUACAGUAUAUGGUGUAUAAGCUGUUGGGCCAAUGAGGGGUUCUUUCUGUUUCCCUGAGUCUAGAACAUCCAUGAGGGUCUUUUGAAAAGAGCUUAUUCUUAUUUGCCUGUUGAUUCUUUUGCUCUCUGACCAAACACGUCCACUAUUGAAGGGGUGGCCAGUCUUACCCAGCAAGGGCUGCUUCCAGCCAAGCAGUAAUUCUACUUGACCAAUUCUUCAUGGAAUACUAUGAUUAGAAUAGCAAAAUUAGAUGACCCUACCAAUGGCAACACACUGCUAUACUGUACCACUAUCAACAAUGAAAAGACACUAAUGAUGUUUGAUAUGAAGCUCAUUAGCAAAGCAUAAUUAAAAAGCUUGUUUCAGCUGCUUGAAUAGACCUCCCAAACAUCAGACAGUCAAUGAACGGCUGAAGACUAUUCUACAAAAACAGCCAUGAUUUGUUUCCAUUCAGAAGUUUCUUUUAUUGCGAUAAGACUCCUGAAUGAACUUCAAUAGUUUACAACAUGUAUGUAUGUACUAUAUUUGUUUCUUUUCGAGCAGAUUAACCUUUGGUUGUGGUGGUGAUAUCUGAAGUACUUGCAUGAACUUGUGAGCUUUAUAUUGUGGAUCAUGUGUCCUGUUUUGUAAUGAUACGACAUACUGUUAUUGCUAUUUGCCAUUAUAAAUGUAAAGUACCAUUGUGACCUAGUUGGUUGGUAA
Messenger RNA from Salvelinus fontinalis (brook trout), 7124 nucleotides. Its product is annotated as TLC domain-containing protein 2-like. NCBI's taxonomy places the organism in Eukaryota, Metazoa, Chordata, Actinopteri, Salmoniformes, Salmonidae. The record is from RefSeq and is a predicted model, not a curated record. Gene Ontology annotation, cellular component: plasma membrane. Bases 450 to 1205 code for a protein of 251 amino acids. Gene Ontology annotation, biological process: plasma membrane organization; phospholipid homeostasis; regulation of membrane lipid distribution. The transcript has 5 exons.